AUGAAGCUGCUUCCACUUCUCAUUGCCUUGCUGUUUGUGGUACUUGCAGAUGGUGCGCAACCCAAAAGAUGUUUUAACAAUGUAUCAGGCUACUGCAGGAAGAGAUGCAAAUUAGGGGAGAUAUCCGAGGUGGGCUGCCUGCAUGCCAAGUACUGUUGCGUUAAUGAGCAGGCUAACAAAAACUACCAAGUCAUCAACCAGCCGGAAAAGCCCAAAAAGAAGUCAAAAGGAGUCCAACACUAUUGGAUCCUGCCCACCGUCACAUACUUUACCAUCAGUAUCUGAAGGAACCACUUGCCCCUGAAGGCCACUGUCCUCUGAAGCCCUGUGGAAUCCAGUGGGCUGCCUCUGACCUACCAC
Messenger RNA from Acomys russatus (golden spiny mouse), 360 nucleotides. Its product is annotated as beta-defensin 20-like. The record is from RefSeq and is a predicted model, not a curated record. Lineage: Eukaryota; Metazoa; Chordata; Mammalia; Rodentia; Muridae. Bases 1 to 285 code for a protein of 94 amino acids. Gene Ontology annotation, cellular component: extracellular region. The transcript has 2 exons. Gene Ontology annotation, biological process: innate immune response.